AUGCGAUGUGUGGCGGCCGUGCGUGUGUGGCUCGCAAGAACGACGGCACGGUUGUUGCAUGGGGAUGGAAACGACGGCACGGCUGUAGCAUGGGGGUCUCCUUAUUAUGGCGGGGACGCUAGCGGUGUCGAUCUCACCAAUGUGCAGGUGGCGACGCCAGCAUCAACGACGGCCCAGCCGGCGCCAACACCAGCGGUAUCGGCGACGGGCGACCCGCAUCUCCAGAACAUCCACGGCCAGCGGUUCGACCUGAUGAGGCCUGGCAAGGCCGUGCUGAUUCAGAUUCCGCGCGGACAGCCGUUCGAGAAGUCAUUGCUCACCGUGGUGGCAGACGCGCGUCGUGUGGGCUCGCAUUGCGCGGACAUGUACUUCCAAUCUGUGAACAUCACAGGGGCUUGGGCGGACAAGGUGCGACCCGGCGGCCUCACCUUCACUGCCGGGGGGUCGCGCGACGAGACGGUCCAGGCCGCCCAGGGCUGGACGAGGUUCGGCCCGCUGAAGCUGAAGGUCGUGCACGGCAGCACGAGCCAGGGCAUCAAGUACUUCAACUUCUACGUCAAGCACUUGAUGGAGGUGGAUGCUGCUAUCGGAGGUCUGCUCGGUGAAGAUGACUACACGGAGGCGGCGACGCCCGAAAAGGGGUGCCGGACGUCGGUAUCACUUCAUAAGAAUGCGAUUUCGAAUAGUGACGUCGGGCGCGCCGAGGCGAUUGCUAGCCUAGCGUAG
Prorocentrum cordatum is the source of this 726-nucleotide messenger RNA. The record is from the annotation of a GenBank genome assembly. Lineage: Eukaryota; Dinophyceae; Prorocentrales; Prorocentraceae.